Trichogramma pretiosum is the source of this 769-nucleotide messenger RNA. It is a transcript of the gene TpnC25D, whose product is annotated as troponin C. Lineage: Eukaryota; Metazoa; Arthropoda; Insecta; Hymenoptera; Trichogrammatidae. The record is from RefSeq and is a predicted model, not a curated record. The transcript has 3 exons. Gene Ontology annotation, molecular function: calcium ion binding; enzyme regulator activity. The coding region runs from base 147 to 599 and encodes 150 amino acids.
AAAGCACUUUUGCCCAGUUUUACCAGGUCAUCUUUUCAGUACGGCACAACUCUUUGCAUACUCACUCGAGAGAUAGAAAUAAACGUCUCGUUGGGUGUCCUGUUAAUAGCUGAACCCGUACCUGCUUUACACGCAUCUAUUCGAUCAUGGAAGAAGACGAGCAAAAACUCGCUGUAAUGCGUAAAGCUUUCCAAAUGUUCGACACGACGAAGAGUGGCUUCAUCGACACGCUCAAAAUUUCCAUUCUCCUCAACACGAUGGGUCAAUUGUUCGACGACGCCGAGCUUCACGCAGCUAUCGAGGAAAACGACCCCGACGGCUUGGGCAAAGUAAACUUUGAUGGCUUUUGCCGCAUAGCCGGUCGCUUCCUCGAGGAGGAGGACUCCGAGGCCAUGCAAGAGGAGCUCAAGGAAGCUUUCCGAUUGUACGAUCGCGAGGGCAACGGUUACAUAACAACAGCCACCCUCAAAGAGAUUCUUGCGGCCCUCGACGACAAGCUCACCAAUACUGAUCUCGACGGCAUCAUUGCGGAAAUCGAUACCGAUGGCUCUGGUACCGUCGAUUUCGAUGAAUUCAUGGAAAUGAUGACAGGAGAAUGAUUAUUUCUAUCUUACAUUAUGUGUUUGUCAUUCAUUACUCUGGCUUGAACCGAUUCGUGGUUAAAGGAUAUUUUAACUUCAUUACCAGACUUCAAAGUGUAAUAACUGUUCAAAUUGUGUGAUAUAACUCAAAUACAUUUAUUAAUAAAGAUACAUAUGGGUCAAAAUAA